Hippocampus comes (tiger tail seahorse) is the source of this 645-nucleotide messenger RNA. Its product is annotated as anion exchange protein 2-like. Gene Ontology annotation, cellular component: basolateral plasma membrane; plasma membrane; apical plasma membrane. Gene Ontology annotation, molecular function: solute:inorganic anion antiporter activity. The record is from RefSeq and is a predicted model, not a curated record. Lineage: Eukaryota; Metazoa; Chordata; Actinopteri; Syngnathiformes; Syngnathidae. The coding region runs from base 31 to 630 and encodes 199 amino acids. The transcript is spliced from 3 exons. Gene Ontology annotation, biological process: bicarbonate transport; monoatomic anion transport; transmembrane transport.
GACAGGCUGAUCGUGAGCAAAAAGGAGCGCAUGCUGGUGAAGGGCUCCGGCUUCCAUCUGGACCUGCUCCUUAUCGUGGCGCUGGGCGGCACCUCGGCGCUGUUCGGCCUGCCGUGGAUGGCGGCCGCCACCGUGCGCUCGGUGACGCACGUCAACGCCCUCACCGUCAUGAGCAAAGCCGUGGCCCCGGGAGACAAGCCUCGCAUCCAGGAGGUCAAGGAGCAGCGGGUCACGGGGCUCCUGGUGUCCGUCAUGGUCGGCAUGUCCAUCGUGAUCGGAGACCUCCUGCGUAAGAUCCCCCUGGCCGUGCUGUUCGGGAUCUUCCUCUACAUGGGCGUGAUGUCGCUCAACGGCAUCCAGCUGAGCGAGCGCAUAAUGCUGCUGCUCAUGCCCCCAAAAUACCACCCCGACCACAGCUACGUCCGCAAGGUCCGAACGCUGCGCAUGCAUCUGUUCACCUGCAUUCAAAUGGUGUGCCUGGCCGUGCUGUGGGCCGUCAUGUCCACGCAGGCAUCGCUGGCCUUCCCCUUUGUGCUCAUCCUCACCGUGCCCGUCAAAAUGUUCCUGUUGCCACGCAUCUUCACCUCCCGCGAGAUGAUCUGCGUAUGUAGCCUUACCUCGCAAUUUUAAUUGGUGUAUUUUUUU